GGCACGGUGCCCCUUCGUCGCUGGUGCAAUGAGCGUCCUGGCCGCGGUGGCGCGGGCCGCCGCUGCCCCGGCAACGGCUUUGGGGCGCCGCCGAUCGGCGGCCGCGGCGGUUGGCUAUUUGCGCGAGCGCGAGCGCUGCGGCCAGGUGAAGCUCAAGCUGGGCGAGGCCGACCGCCUCAACCGGAAGGGCGAGGCCGGCAAGGCGUGGUCGCUGUACGAGGAGGCGCGCCAGGAAGCCGAGGCCGGAGACUCGGCGGCACACACCCGGUGCACCAACUGGCGUCGCUGCUGCCGCCAGUAG
Molecule: messenger RNA, 301 nt
Organism: Prorocentrum cordatum
Lineage: Eukaryota; Dinophyceae; Prorocentrales; Prorocentraceae
Source: the annotation of a GenBank genome assembly